This is a messenger RNA of Chlorocebus sabaeus (green monkey), 2736 nucleotides long. RefSeq names its product ring finger protein 135 (gene RNF135). Lineage: Eukaryota; Metazoa; Chordata; Mammalia; Primates; Cercopithecidae. Gene Ontology annotation, molecular function: ribonucleoprotein complex binding; protein binding; ubiquitin-protein transferase activity. The record is from RefSeq and is a predicted model, not a curated record. Gene Ontology annotation, cellular component: cytoplasm. Gene Ontology annotation, biological process: regulation of innate immune response.
CACUGAACCUUGAAUGCACGUCAGAAUCACCUGAGGUAGGUUUUAUAAAAUAUCCGUGCUCCACCCAAGACAAUGAAAUCAGACUCCCUGCGAGCGGGGCCCGAACAUCAACAUUUUUGAAGACGCUCCCUGUGGCUGUGCAUCGGUGAUCUUUAAUCCCCUGCUACUUGUUAGAGGAGCUGAAUGACGCCUCGUGGGCUCAUUCUCAUAAAUGAGCUCCUGAAUGUAGUCCUCUCCUCCCAAGAGUUGUCGGUGUUGCAUCUUUUUGUUGUUUAUUUAUUUAUUUAUUAGCCAACGUUAGAAGACAUCCAACGGUGCUGCAUUUUAAUGGGGGGACAUCCAGCUAAAGGGAAUCUUGGAGACAUCCGCGGGUUCCUAGCGGCUCGCGGCAAGUUGGUUUCCCAGGGCAGGAGGCCGCCACUUAAGAUCAGCUCUGCCUUUCGAGCUGGACAGUGGAGGCUCUAAGUCCGCUUUCAGCAGGACCGGAGGAAGGAGACGGGGUGGCUCCAAGGAAGGAGAGGAAAAGGCUGCUGAGAAGAGGAGGAGGGAAAGGGGAAGAGGCAGGGCGAGGGAGGAGCCUGAGGAGACGCGGUCGCGGGCGGGCUCGGCUCAACCCUGACAUCCGCGCCCCGGCCGCCUGGUCGCCAUGGCGGGCCUGGGCAAGGGCCCGGGCUCCGCCAUCCCCGUAUGGCUAGCCGAGGACGACCUGGGCUGCAUCAUCUGCCAGGAGCUGCUGGACUGGCCCGCCACGCUGCCCUGCGGCCACAGCUUCUGCCGCCACUGCCUGGAGGGCCUGUGGGGCGCGCGCGGCGCCGGGCGCCGCUGGGCCUGCCCCACCUGCCGGGAGGGCGCAGCGCAGCAGCCGCGGCUGCGGAAGAACACGCUACUGCAGGACCUGGCCGACAAGUACCGCCGCGCCGCACGCGAGCUGGAGGCGGGCUCCGACUCUACCCCUUGCCCCGGCCCCGGCUCCAGUCCCGGCUCCAGCCUGACCCCCAGGCCCCGGCGCCGCCCGGCACCGCCGCGGGUGGCAGUAGAGAAGAGCAUCACAGAAGUUGGUCAGGAGCUGACAGAGCUGGUGGAACAUCUUGUAGACACUGUCAGGAGCCUGCAGAAUCAGAGGCCCCUAUCAGAAUCUGGACCAGACAAUGAACUGAGCAUCCUGGGCAAGGUUUUUUCUUCUGGGGUGGAUGUUUCCAUGACUUCUCCAAAGCUGUUGAUUUCCGACACAGCUGCAGGGAGAAUCAGAGAUAUUCUCCAAGACCUAGAAGAAAUUCAGGAAAAAUUACGAGAAAACGUCUCCCGGAAAGAGGCUCCUGAAGCACAAACGCAGGGUGAUUCUCUGUUACCCAGGCUGGAGUGCAGUGGCACAGUCACUGCAGCCUCAAUCUCCCAGGCUCAGGAGAACUCCCGGAAGCCCCAUCUUCCUCCUCAUGCCCAUUGCCUGACCAGAGCCACCCUGCACUCAAGAGAGCUUCUCAGUUUGCUCAGUGGGCCAUCCAUCCAACCUUUAACUUGAAGAGCCUUUCCUGCAGCCUGGAGGUGUCCACCGAUUCCCGUACAGUGACUGUGUCUCACCGCUCACAACCCUAUCGCUGGAGCUGUGAGAGGUUUUCUACCAGCCAGGUCUUGUGUUCCCAGGCCCUCUUUUCUGGAAAGCAUUACUGGGAAGUGGACACUAGGAAUUGCAGCCACUGGGCAGUUGGGGUGGCUUCCUGGGAGAUGAGCCGUGAUCAGGUCCUGGGAAGGACUAUGGACUCUUGUUGUGUGGAAUGGAAGGGGACUAACCAGCUCUCUGCAUGGCACAUGGUCAAGGAAACUGUCCUUGGCUCAGACAGACCUGGGGUGGUGGGCAUCUGGCUGAACCUUGAGGAGGGGAAGCUUGCCUUCUAUUCGGUGGACAAUCAGGAGAAGCUUCUGUAUGAGUGUACCAUCUCUGCCUCCUCUCCUCUGCACCCUGCCUUCUGGCUGUAUGGCUUACAUCCUGGAAAUUACCUGAUAAUAAAGCAAGUAAAGGUAUAAGGUUUCCUCAGGGAUUACAACACAGUGGUUUCCUGGUCUCUCUCCCUGUCAUCAAUCAGGGUAGUAACUUAAGAAUACCACUUUUAAGAAAAAUUACAAUAGAGAUUGGAUCUCCCUAGGUUGCCCAGGCUGGUGUCGAAUUCCUAGCCUUAAGCAGUCCUCCCACCUCAGCCUCCCAAGGUACUGGAUUACAGGUGUGAGCCACAACACCUGGCCAAGAAUACCACUUUUGAAGUUAAUCCUUUUGUGUGAUACAGGAUGAACUUGGGAUGUUUGAACCCUGGACAUUCCAAAUAAAGGACAGGCCCCUGCCCGGCUCCUGGGAGAUAACCUCUAAGCCAUUAGAAUAUCCUGCCUGAUAAGAGUGUUUUUGUUUACCUGUGGGCCUUGGGCCAUGCAGUAUUAGCUUGACCUUGCAAGGUCAAGCUGAGGAGACUAAGUCAGCCAUGUGGGCAGCGAAGCAUGCCUAUGUGACCAAUCCCCAGUAAAAGCCCUAGACAUCAAGGCAUGGGUGAGCUACCCUGGUUGGUAAUACUCUGUGCACACAUCAUUGUGGCCACACAUCAUUGCUGGGAGAAUUAAGCAUUAUCCUGAAGACUCUGCCAGGAGAGGAUAAUUGGAAGUUCUCUUGGACCUUGCCUCCUGUGCCUUUCUUCAUUGCUGAUUUUAAUCUGUAGCCUUUCACUGUAAUAAACUGUAACCAUGAGUACAACA